AUGCACCCCUCAGAGCUUCACCCAGCACAUACCCAGCUACAGCUACAGCUGCAAACCACCCUGGCACCACCGACUCCUCUGGCUGUCUUACCAGGGACAGAUGCACUCACCCUCACCACCGUCCCCAGCACCACCACCACCGUCCCGAGCACCACAAGUACCACAAAAUUAACCAGUGAAGCGCACGAAAGCGACGAGGACGAAAGCGGAUCGACAACCCCAAGACCGUCGACUAUCUCGUUCACUAGUACUAGUACUACUGGUACCUCAGGGUCAGGACAGAGUACCCCCAUGCCGAGGAGGGGUCGUCUCGUGGGCGGGGGUGUUCUGGCUUCGUUGAGGGCGUUCUCGUCGCCUUUGUUGAUGCCGUUGAGGGGCGAUGUUUCUUCUUCGCCUGGGUCUGGGGGCGGGAGUGAGAGAGGGAGUGGAAGUGGGAAUGGAAGUGGAAGGAGGGUGCGGGGUGCUGAGAGGCCGGGGGUUAGGAGGGCGAGGACGUCGCUUUGGGGGAGGUAG
Messenger RNA from Aspergillus campestris IBT 28561, 513 nucleotides. RefSeq lists its product as uncharacterized. The transcript has a single exon. The record is from RefSeq and is a predicted model, not a curated record. The coding region runs from base 1 to 513 and encodes 170 amino acids. Lineage: Eukaryota; Fungi; Ascomycota; Eurotiomycetes; Eurotiales; Aspergillaceae.